Cynocephalus volans (Philippine flying lemur) is the source of this 3674-nucleotide messenger RNA. It is a transcript of the gene PLCB1, whose product is annotated as phospholipase C beta 1. Lineage: Eukaryota; Metazoa; Chordata; Mammalia; Dermoptera; Cynocephalidae. Gene Ontology annotation, biological process: release of sequestered calcium ion into cytosol; phosphatidylinositol-mediated signaling; memory. Bases 1 to 3651 code for a protein of 1216 amino acids. Gene Ontology annotation, molecular function: calmodulin binding; calcium ion binding; phosphatidylinositol-4,5-bisphosphate phospholipase C activity. The record is from RefSeq and is a predicted model, not a curated record. The transcript has 32 exons. Gene Ontology annotation, cellular component: cytoplasm; nuclear speck.
AUGGCCGGGGCCCAACCCGGAGUGCACGCCUUGCAACUCAAGCCCGUGUGCGUGUCCGACAGCCUCAAGAAGGGCACCAAAUUCGUCAAGUGGGAUGAUGACUCUACUAUUGUUACUCCAAUUAUUUUGAGGACCGACCCUCAGGGAUUUUUCUUUUACUGGACAGAUCAAAAUAAGGAGACGGAACUGUUAGAUCUCAGCCUUGUCAAGGAUGCCAGAUGUGGGAAACAUGCCAAAGCUCCCAAGGACCCCAAAUUACGUGAACUAUUGGAUGUGGGGAACAUCGGGCGCCUGGAACAUCGCAUGAUAACGGUGGUGUACGGGCCUGACCUAGUCAACAUCUCCUAUUUGAAUCUCGUGGCUUUCCAAGAAGAAGUGGCCAAGGAAUGGACAAAUGAGGUUUUCAGUUUGGCAACAAACCUGCUGGCCCAAAACAUGUCCAGGGAUGCAUUUCUGGAAAAAGCCUAUACUAAACUUAAGCUGCAAGUCACUCCAGAAGGGCGCAUUCCUCUCAAAAACAUAUAUCGCUUGUUCUCAGCAGACCGAAAGCGAGUUGAAACUGCCUUAGAGGCUUGUAGUCUUCCAUCUUCAAGGAAUGAUUCAAUACCUCAAGAGGAUUUCACUCCAGAUGUGUACAGAGUUUUCCUGAACAACCUUUGCCCUCGACCUGAAAUUGAUAACAUCUUUUCCGAAUUUGGUGCCAAAAGCAAACCAUACCUUACCGUUGAUCAGAUGAUGGAUUUUAUCAACCUAAAGCAGCGAGAUCCCCGGCUAAAUGAAAUACUUUACCCACCUCUAAAACAAGAGCAAGUCCAAGUAUUGAUUGAAAAGUAUGAACCCAACAACAGCCUCGCCAAAAAAGGACAGAUAUCCGUGGAUGGAUUUAUGCGUUACCUGAGUGGAGAAGAAAAUGGAGUCGUUUCACCUGAGAAACUGGAUUUGAAUGAAGACAUGUCUCAGCCGCUUUCUCACUAUUUCAUUAAUUCCUCGCACAACACCUACCUCACAGCUGGCCAGCUGGCUGGAAACUCCUCUGUUGAGAUGUACCGCCAGGUGCUCCUGUCUGGUUGUCGUUGUGUGGAGCUGGACUGCUGGAAGGGACGGACUGCAGAAGAGGAACCUGUCAUCACCCACGGAUUCACCAUGACAACUGAAAUAUCCUUCAAGGAAGUGAUAGAAGCAAUCGCGGAGUGUGCAUUUAAGACUUCACCUUUUCCAAUUCUCCUGUCAUUUGAGAACCACGUGGACUCCCCAAAGCAGCAGGCGAAGAUGGCAGAGUACUGCCGACUGAUCUUCGGGGAUGCCCUUCUCAUGGAGCCGCUGGAAAAAUACCCACUGGAAUCUGGAGUUCCUCUUCCAAGCCCUAUGGAUUUAAUGUAUAAAAUUUUGGUGAAAAAUAAGAAGAAAUCCCACAAGUCGUCAGAAGGAAGUGGCAAAAAGAAGCUGUCGGAACAAGCCUCCAACACGUACAGCGACUCUUCCAGCAUGUUCGAGCCCUCAUCUCCCGGAGCCGGGGAAGGUGACACGGAGAGUGACGACGAUGAUGAUGAUGAUGACUGUAAAAAAUCUUCAAUGGAUGAGGGUACUGCUGGGAGCGAGGCCAUGGCCACAGAAGAGAUGUCUAACCUGGUGAAUUACAUUCAGCCAGUCAAAUUUGAGUCAUUUGAAAUUUCAAAAAAAAGAAAUAAAAGUUUUGAAAUGUCUUCCUUCGUGGAAACCAAAGGACUUGAACAACUUACGAAGUCUCCAGUAGAAUUUGUUGAAUACAACAAAAUGCAGCUUAGCAGAAUAUAUCCAAAAGGAACUCGUGUGGAUUCUUCCAACUACAUGCCUCAGCUCUUCUGGAAUGCAGGUUGUCAGAUGGUUGCACUUAAUUUCCAAACAAUGGACCUGGCUAUGCAAAUAAAUAUGGGAAUGUAUGAAUACAAUGGAAAGAGUGGCUACAGAUUAAAGCCGGAAUUCAUGAGGAGGCCUGACAAGCAUUUUGAUCCAUUUACUGAAGGCAUCGUAGAUGGGAUAGUAGCCAACACUUUAGCUGUUAAGAUUAUUUCAGGUCAGUUUCUUUCUGAUAAGAAAGUCGGGACUUACGUGGAAGUGGAUAUGUUUGGUUUGCCUGUGGACACAAGGAGGAAGGCAUUUAAGACAAAGACGUCGCAAGGAAAUGCUGUAAAUCCUGUCUGGGAAGAAGAACCUAUUGUGUUCAAAAAGGUGGUUCUUCCUUCUCUGGCCUGUUUGAGGAUAGCAGUUUACGAAGAAGGAGGUAAAUUUAUUGGCCACCGGAUCUUGCCAGUGCAAGCUGUUCGUCCAGGCUAUCACUACAUCUGUUUGAGGAAUGAAAGGAACCAGCCUCUGAUGCUGCCAGCUGUCUUUGUCUACAUAGAAGUGAAAGAUUACGUGCCAGACACUUAUGCAGAUGUGAUUGAAGCUUUGUCCAACCCAAUCCGAUAUGUGAAUCUGAUGGAGCAGAGAGCUAAGCAACUGGCUGCUUUGACACUGGAAGACGAGGAAGAAGUAAAGAAAGAGGCUGAUCCUGGGGAAACACCGUCAGAGGCUCUGAGUGAAGUCAGGACGACUCCAGCAGAAAAUGGGGUGAAUCAUACUACAUCCCUGACACCCAAACCACCCUCCCAGGCUCUCCACAGCCAACCAGCUCCAGGUUCAGUAAAGGCACCUGCCAAAACAGAAGAUCUUAUUCAGAGUGUCUUAACAGAGAUAGAAGCGCAGACGAUUGAAGAGCUAAAGCAACAGAAAUCGUUUGUGAAACUUCAAAAGAAGCACUACAAAGAGAUGAAAGACCUGGUUAAGAGACACCACAAGAAAACCACUGACCUUAUCAAAGAACACACUACAAAAUAUAAUGAAAUUCAGAAUGACUACUUAAGAAGGAGGGCAGCUUUGGAAAAGACCGCCAAAAAGGACAGUAAGAAAAAAUUGGAACCCAGCAGCCCUGACCACGGUUCAUCAACAAUUGAGCAAGACCUUGCGGCCCUGGAUGCCGAAAUGACCCAAAAGUUAAUAGACUUGAAGGACAAACAACAGCAGCAGCUGCUAAAUCUUCGGCAAGAACAGUAUUACAGUGAAAAAUACCAGAAGCGAGAACACAUUAAACUGCUUAUCCAAAAGUUGACAGAUGUUGCUGAAGAAUGUCAGAACAAUCAGCUGAAGAAGCUCAAAGAAAUCUGUGAGAAAGAGAAGAAGGAAUUAAAGAAGAAAAUGGACAAGAAGAGGCAGGAGAAGAUAACAGAAGCUAAAUCCAAAGACAAAAGCCAGAUGGAAGAGGAGAAGACAGAGAUGAUCCGGUCGUACAUCCAGGAGGUGGUGCAAUACAUCAAGAGGUUAGAAGAGGCACAAAGUAAACGGCAGGAAAAACUCGUGGAGAAACACAAGGAGAUACGUCAGCAAAUCCUGGACGAAAGGCCCAAGCUGCAGGUGGAGCUAGAGCAAGAAUACCAAGACAAGUUCAAAAGACUGCCCCUCGAGAUUUUGGAGUUUGUGCAGGAAGCCAUGAAAGGGAAGAUCAGUGAAGACAGCAAUCACAGUUCUGCCCCUCCCUCCCUGGCCUCAGACCCUGGAAAAGCGAACCACAAGCCUCCCUCCAGUGAGGAGCUGGAAGAAGACAACCCAGGAAAGGAGUUUGAUACUCCUCUGUGAUUGCUCCUGCCAGGCCUUCAGAA